Rhodamnia argentea is the source of this 3073-nucleotide messenger RNA. RefSeq names its product pentatricopeptide repeat-containing protein At1g05670, mitochondrial. The transcript has 5 exons. Bases 286 to 2535 code for a protein of 749 amino acids. Gene Ontology annotation, molecular function: protein binding. Lineage: Eukaryota; Viridiplantae; Streptophyta; Magnoliopsida; Myrtales; Myrtaceae. The record is from RefSeq and is a predicted model, not a curated record.
UUUUAUAGGCGAACCAACCCAGACCUCCUCCUCUUUUGUUUCCGAACCGGCGACAGCCGCGAAGACAAAGCACUGUUGAGCGGCAUGCUUGGAGACGUCGAACUCUGGUUCCCGUUUCUGCAGUCGGCGAGACGAGAUACACGGCAUUUGCUCAUAUGGCUUUCCUUCUACAGAUGAUGGAGAGAUGAUGAGGCCUUGUCAUUAUGAUGCUUCCAUAUGGAGGAGAACAUCCUCUCCUCCAAGAGAGGUUCUCCAUGUUUGUCUUGAUUGAUAUUUAUUGGAGGCAUGAAGAGGGUUGUCACUAAUGUCUCAGGCCAUUUGUUUAACACCUGUUGCCAUCAGCUUCACCGGGAAUAUUCAAGUAUCUUAUUGUUGUUCUUCCCUUGUAGAUGUUUGAGCUUAAGACAUUUCUCCUCAGGAUCAACUGCUGCCAGACCUUUUCCUGAUUAUUCGUCAAAAAAGCCUACCAUCAAAGACUCCGAGCUUGUUUAUCAUAUUUCCACCACAAUAAAAUUACGCCGCACUGAGCCCCUUCACCUUAUACUUAAGCCUUAUGAGUCCAAGUUUAGGCCUGACCAUCUGAUUUGGGUUCUCAUGAACAUUAAGAAUGACUACAAGCUGGUUUUGGACUUCUUUGAUUGGGCAUGCCUUCGAAGAGAACCAACACUACAAGCUCGUUGCAUAGUUGUUCAAGUAGCUAUGGCUUCUGGGGAUCUAAAAACAGCUCAUGAUCUUAUUGGCGAUGUUUUUUUAAAGCCCAAUCCAGAGACCAGUAUAUGGUUUAUUCGUUUUGGUGAGCAGUUAAUAUAUACAUACAAAGACUGGGGAUCUAAUCCCCGUGUGUUCGACAUAUCCUUCCAAGUUCUUGUUGAAGCCGGUUUUUUUGCCGAAGCAAGAAAAUUCUUCCACAAGUUGUUGAAUUUCGGGGUAGUCAUCUCUGUUGAUUCUUGUAAUUUAUACCUCACUCGGCUUUCUCAUAACGUGGACAGCCCUCAAAUUUUGAUGAAGGCAUUCAACGAGCUUGGUGAUCUUGGUAUUAGUUGGAAUACCGAAUCAUUUAAUAUCUUAAUACAUUCACUUUGUCGAUUUCAAAAAAUAAAAGAAGCUCACAGUCUACUCUGGCAAAUGGAGUUGAGAGGCCGGUCGCCGGAUGUUGUAAGCUACAGCUCUAUAAUUAAUGGUUAUUGCCAUGUUGGCGAACUUCAGAUUGUGUUGAAGCUCAUAGAGGAAAUGCAAAUAAGAGGCUUGAAGCCGAACCAUUUUACCUACAGCAGUAUAAUUGUUCUUCUAUGUAAGUCCGCAAAAAUAGCAGAAGCUGAACUGGUCUGUCAGGAUAUGAUAAACAAUGGAAUGUAUCCUGAUAGUGUUGUUUAUACAACUCUUAUAGACGGAUUCUGCAAGUUAGGAAAUUUUGUUGCUGCUUUUAGUCUGUUUGGUGAAAUGCAAAGUCGGGGAGUUGCCCCUGAUUUUGUGACAUAUACUGCUCUUAUUUGUGGGUUUUGCCAAAGUGGAAAAUUGAUGGAAGCAGAUAAACUAUUUGAUGAGAUGAUUGAGGGUGGCUUUAAACCAGAUGAAGUUACCUACACCGCACUUAUUGAUGGUUAUGGCAAGGCUGGUGAGGUUGCAAAGGCAUUUUCUCUUCACAACCAGAUGGUAAAGAUAGGGCUUACCCCAAACAUAGUUACGUAUACUGCCCUGGCUGACGGCCUUUGUAAACGUGGAGACAUGGAUUCAGCAAAUGAGCUUCUUCAUGAGAUGCAGAGGAAAGGCCUUCAACUGAAUCUUUGCACUUACAAUGCCAUUCUUAAUGGUCACUGUAAAGCAGGAAAUAUUGAUCUAGCUGUGAGACUCAUGGAAGAUAUGGAGUGUGCUGGGAUUCAUCCAGAUACCAUUACCUACACAACUUUAAUGGAUACCUAUUGUAAACUCGGGGAGAUGGCGAAAGCUCAUGAACUCCUUCGGCAAAUGUUAGCUAAGGGUCUUCAACCAACUGUUGUUACAUUCAGUGUGCUGAUGAAUGGAUUCUGUAAUUCAGGUAUGCUUGUGGAUGGCGAACAACUACUAAAAUGGAUGCUGGAAAAGGGUCUUAAUCCAAAUGCUGCCGUUUACAAUUCUCUGAUGAAACAGUAUUGCAUUAGAAAUAACAUACGUGCCACCACCGAGAUCUAUCGGGACAUGUGUGCGAGAGGAGUCAUGCCUGAUGGUAACACUUAUAACAUAUUGGUACGGGGCCAUUCUAAAGUGAGGAAUAUGAAAGAAGCAUGGUUUUUGCAUCGUGAAAUGAUUGGGAAGGGAUUUAUACCAAGUGCUCCUUCAUACAAUGCACUUAUUAAGGGACUUUUAAAAAAGAAGAAAUUUUCUGAGGCCAGGCAACUAUUUGAAGAGAUGAGAGCACAGGGGCUGGUUAUAGACAGAGAGAUCUACAAUGCCUUUGUGGACAUGAUGUAUGAUGAAGGAAAAAUAGGAAAUAUGCUUAAUCUUUGUGACGAGGUGAUAGAGAAAUCUCUUUUGGAUGUGGAAAAGAGUGGGAACUAAUAAUGUUGAGUACUUGCUGUUUCCAUGUCAUUCGGCAAAUUCCAAUUUGGUUUUGAUUGAGUUGCAGGGUUGAUUCCAACCUAAGCAGUUUUGGAGAGAAGUCCUUCAAGAGGGGCUAUUUAAAGCUGGCACUUGAAUCCUUGAUGUCUUGGCAAUUCAGCAAGUAUGAUUUGCAGAUCAUAAAAGUUGGAUAAAUUUAUUCCCAUGAUCAGCUGUGGAGACCUAUUGCUCUCACUACCUCUGAGGCGGCUUCCAAACUCCCGUUACUACCUCUUGAGGCAGCUUCAAAUACCAAGAUUGAAUCAACGGGUAUCUGCCUCAAGAGCGAGCUGCCAUCUCCUGUGGACCCACCAGCAAUAAUGCUUGCUGUCACAAACUCAAAUGCUUUAAUAUUCUUGGCAGCCUGAGGAGAGAAUCAUCAUACAGGCCUGAAAGCUUUGCCUGUCGAGUGGCGAUCUUAGGGAGGAGGCCACUUGCCAGCUCUUCCUGGUUUGGGACUGCCAUUGUCACGGCAGGAAGGUCGAUCAUCUAGUUUACC